AUGUCUGAGACCUUCCAAUCGAGCGAUUCUUCUGACGAAUCCUCGCCUCACGCAGGUCUCUCCGACGAUAGGAUACGUGUAUUGGUGGUGAUGCCCCUUUGCGUCACCACGAGAGAAGCAACUCGAGAGAUCGAGCUGCCACUGGUGUCAGUUCUCGUGCGGACACCCCUCAAGAGGCAAGGGACCAAAAUGUCCUGCGCCACGCUCCUCAAGUGGAGUCUCAUUUGGACGCCGUCAUCCAGCGAGUUGGACCGGUUGGCCGGCAUGAUUACCGGUUGGGAUCGAUUCCCGUUGUUCGACUGUAAAAGGAUCUUUCCACCUAAUUAUAGCACGGAAGCAAUCCGUGCUGAGGAAGAGUUCUUCACCGAUGCGUUUUUCAAGCAUCGGUGGUACGAUGGCAACCGUGGUCGAGACGGUAAGACUUUUAUGCAAGGAUGGAAUGCCUUCAUCCAUAACAUCGAACGCAUUGGCCGUGAGGCCUUGCUCGGUAAACCCGAUGCAGCUCGCAUCAGGUUUGAAAAGCAUAACCCAGCCGGUUGCCUAACCAACUUAAACCGUGCCGCUAGGGAGGCCUACCUCCCUAACGUUCCCUACUGGAGGGCGCGCACCUCUUCUGAGAUGGCCGAAGUGAUUGACACCUUGCAAUCCCUGUACUCGUGUUCGGGGAGGUCGUUUUCCGACGGCCCUUCUUCAAACAAAGCGGGUGGGUCUCGUCGUACUGCUCGACGAGACCUAGGACAUCAACAAUCAGCUGGGCACGAGGCUCCCAGCUGUCCCACGCCGGUGGAUAGCCACGCCAGCGGACGAGGUAACUCGUCCGGACGCCAUUCACAUCGCGGUGGUUCAAAAUACGCUCCACUAGGAAGCGUUGACCACCGCUUGAGUCCACCAAAGGAUGAAGUGGCGGUGGGAACACCUGAUCCGGCUCGAGGGUCGAAUCAAGUUGAUGUUCAAGAGCUGAACCGUCUAACGGAACAGUUGCAAGAUGACCUGGCUCACGAACGGACUCGGCGUUAUGGGUUUGAGGAUCUAGUAAGGAAUAAUUUUAAUUCCCCAAUGAACGAUCCAUCAAACGAUCGCGCCGCUUUUGCGUUCGCGCAACUUAAGAACGAACGUUCGACUCGUUCUCUUCGUGACGAGCUGGCUGUAGCUCGUCGAUACAUCACUUAA
Molecule: messenger RNA, 1170 nt
Organism: Peronospora matthiolae
Lineage: Eukaryota; Oomycota; Peronosporomycetes; Peronosporales; Peronosporaceae
Source: the annotation of a GenBank genome assembly